AUCAUCGAAGGAAACCUUUAUGUUAUGUCUUGCUCACAAAUACUCACAGGAUUAGUCGUAAGACUGAGAGUUAAAAUCCCUGUAGAACUCUAAAAUUAACGAUACACAAGUUAAUCAGCUCCAUUGAUACGGUUAGGUAUCCUUCAAAGCCUUGUCCUCUGAAUCCUUUUGGCCAUUAAUUACUUUUUGAUGCAUCAAAAUGUGAGCGGUCUGACCUUACAUAUAACUUCUGAAGAGUACUGUCGACUAGGCCAUUUUCAUAAAGUAUGCUUGCAUUCAUUUUAGAAAAUCAGUUAGAGAACCGUUGACCAAUCAAACUAAUACUAUACAGUCAAAAUAAGGUAGACUCUUCUUUUUUGACUGCUAAAAAUGGAGGGAAAAGAAAAAGAUUUAAUGAGAAAGAUGCAUGUCAAGCUAGUUCGAGAACUCGACACAACAGGYUUGCUUUUGAGUCAUCUCUUUCAAGAUAAUGUAUUAUCUGAGGAAGAUGUCGAGAAAAUAAAAGCAAAGAAAACUUCAAAGAAGAGAGCUGAAAAACUGCUUAAGACACUCAAGAAAAGAAGACGUGGCCUUAAGAUGUUAAUUARAGCAUUAAUUCUUUCAAAGAUCCAGGAUUUUCUGGGUUUCGAAAUUCUGAGAAAGGUUACUUGGAGCGAAAAAGAGAAGGAAGAUUUUUUAAAGGAAUUAGAUGGCGAUUUAGAUGAGAAACAAAAAGUGGAGGCUAAACUGGUAGAGGCAGAACAUGAAAUACAGCAGCUAAAAUUAAGAUGUACAGAAUAUGAAAGGAGGUUAAACGAGAAAGAAGAUCAACGGCGAAGUAGUGUAUCAUCUCGAGAAGCCAACCAUUCCAAUUUUUUUCGAAAACUCUUCCGACAAUCAGAGAGAAAGCAAGAUAAAGCGGUCAGUACUGAGGAUUUCCCUUCUCUGCCACCUAGAAAUGGAUCAAUGUGCUUAAAUGACUUCGUGUUACCGCCACACGGCGACCCAUAUUUUGAGGAUCCAUUUGAAGAAUUUACGUCAAGUAUCCAAUGUAGUACUAACUCAGCAUCAGGGUCAAGAAUAGCCCGAUAUUCUGAUUCAAUUUGGGAAAAUCAAUUUGAAUUUGCCGAUUCUCGACGUUCAAGCACUAGACAAAGUACUAAAUCAGCACCAGUGCCAUGGGAAAUAAAAGCCGAAUCAAGAGCAGGUUCUCACACUGGUUCGGUAGUUAGUUCAGCUAGUCUCAGAAUUAGAAAUGCUUUUGGAAGUGUCGGGAGGAAUCAACAUACUCGUCUGAUUAAUAGGUAAAUCUACACUAAUUGAUAAAAUGUCAAAGUGUAGAAGAAGUGAUCUUGUGUUUGAAACAUAAGCGUGGAGACGGCGGCCAUCUUUCCAUGGGGCAAAACAAAAAUAAAUUAAUAUAACGUCAAAAAGAUAGUGUUUCGUGUGUUUGUCUUUCUUUUAUGGGUAAAUGUGGUCGAUGUGCUAUCUGAAUUCAUAUUUUUUUGUAUUGAACUGUAAUAUAAAUUGAGGUCAUUUUAGUGGCAAAGCUUCAUUUCCCCCUGGACGGCUGAUAAUGCAUCCCGAUCCAAGAUGUCCGCCGUUUCGUCGAAGUAGUCCAGUGAUUGCAUAUACGCACUCUAAUAAAAUGUUAGGAAGUCAGGCACUAAAAAAGCUAUGCAUAAACAAGCUAUGCAUAGAUAGAUAUCAUUAAUAUACAACUUAGGCCCCGUCCACACUAUGCCGGGUAAAUUUGAAUAUGAAUUUUUAUUUAUUCGGUUAGGCCUACCGUCCACACUAGUUCGGGCCAACCGGAACAAUUCUUUACCGAAAACGAAUUUUCGAGAUGGAACCGAAUAAAUAAAAAUUCGGUUUCAAAUUUAUCCGGCAUAGUGUGGACGGGGCCUUAGAGCUUUUUGGAAAGAGCGCUUGUGCUUAACUUUUUAAACAAGGAGGAAGAAUAAUUUAAUGUCUCGUCUUUAAAAAACGUCUCUUCUACCUUCUGGCCUCAUGUACACUUACAUAUAUACCAAGCACCUCAUUUAUUUUAUCUUAUUUUAGCUUUAUUUCAUAAACUUUUUUAAUGGAAGUUCUUUCCAAUGUCUAAGUUAUUGCUUCAGCUAAUCCUAAUCAUUUCAUACCUUUCCUACCACAAUCCGGCCUUUUUAAAAAACAUUUCAUAUUCCAAUGUCAAAAAUCUAAAAAAAACUAUCACAAUAAUUAGCAUUGCAAACAUAGCUACUCAAAACGUUUGUUGAAAAGACAAAGAAUGUUUAAAUGUUUAAAGUAGUUCGUGUUCAAAUCGUUGAAUUUGCUCAUCGCCAAAUAUAUUACUUAUUAUUAUAUGGCAUCAAUGUUUCGCCCUCUCUGAUUGGCUGUUUAGCAGGCAAGAUUUUCUUGUAAUGACCGGUCAUUACGGAAAUUGYUCUCGGCUUCAUUCACGGCUCUUUUCAGUUGCGAUCAAAAGCUACGAAACCAAACAUUAAAUCAACCGAAAACAUAAACAAAAUACAUUUAUCUUUUAAAGAACUGAAAAAAUAUUAUUGUAUAGCUUAGAGAUACUUCUCAGUGUACAAUGAGUGACGAAGAGAGCCACAGCGAAAGCGAAUUUUGUUACACUUACAGCCGAAAAAAGGCCAURUAAUAAAUAACUUAUUAACCUCGUUCGUUCGGUCAUUACAGGGAAAUCUCAGACCUCGGUCUUUUUUUAUACGUACUGUCAAGACCUCGGUCUGAGAUUUCCCUGUAAUGACCUCACUCUCGGUUAAUAAGUUGUAUUUAAUGGGAAUAAACCUUAUUACCUGUACAAUAAUGAGAAAAGUUAUUAACAGUACAUAGUAAAAUUGAUUACAGUAUAAAAAUAUAUAUCUUGAGAGCUUCAAAUGUAAGAUUAAAUAUCUAACAAAUGUGUGCAAAGUCAUGCAUUUACAGGAUAGUACACAAAGAACAAUACAAAUCGUUAACCUUU
This is a messenger RNA of Actinia tenebrosa (Australian red waratah sea anemone), 2947 nucleotides long. RefSeq lists its product as uncharacterized. Gene Ontology annotation, molecular function: death domain binding; protease binding. Lineage: Eukaryota; Metazoa; Cnidaria; Anthozoa; Actiniaria; Actiniidae. Gene Ontology annotation, biological process: regulation of apoptotic process. The record is from RefSeq and is a predicted model, not a curated record.